GUACCAGAGCCAGACGAAUGGGAUCGAACUGGUAUCCGCACUUUAUGCCAUCGUUGGGGUGAGAGAGACUCCCAAAUGCUCUCCCGCUCAUCACUGUAUUUCAUGUUCUCAUUCUUUUCUGUAUACACUCAACAUACAAUCAAAGAAAAGUGUGAAUGAGUGAUUGCUUUCUAUUUUGGAAUCAGUACCAGGUUGAUUCCAGUUGCUUCACCAUACUUUGUUGAAUUCAAAUUAGUGUAGUUAGAAUGUUCUCCCCACUUAUAAUAUCUCCUCAAUGUAGAGUUUAUACCUUAGCCUGUUCUUGGUGGCAAGGUUUCCAUCAUUUCAGUAAGAGUGGCAGGGUUAGUUUUAGAUUCAAGGUUCUUGCUUCUCAUAAAUAUGGACCAGACAGUAGAUAUAAUAGGGCUGAGAAUAGAAGAUCCAGAUCCACCCUAACUACCCAAUACAAAGGAAAAGCGAAGGAUAGUUUAUGCACCAAAACAACUUUUAGACAUGAGAUAUCAGAUCAAAUUAAUAUAUCUAAGGUAGAUGCAUAUAAAUCAGAAAUAACUGAACUUGAAACAAUUGAAUACCAUGAUAUUCGGCAAAAGAUUGUUGAAAACAAAGAAUUGGCUAAACUUGUAACUUUGAUUGUUUUUGAUAUUGAGACCACUGGGUUUAGCAGAGAAAAUGAUCGGAUUAUUGAGAUUGCAUUAAGGGACCUUGGUGGAGGUGAAAAUAGUACUUUUCAGACUCUUGUCAAUCCUGGACGUGAUGUGCUUAAUGAACAUAUCCAUGGGAUUUCAACACAAAUGGUAAGAAGAGCUGCUGUCCCCAGGAUGGAGGACCUAAUUCCCAUCUUGUUGCAAUAUGUAAGAAGCCGGCAGAAAGCUGGUGGAUAUGUAGUGUGGAUCGCUCACAAUGCUCGCACUUUCGAUGUUCCUUUUCUAAUCAGUGAACUUAGACGAUGUUCUUACUCAAUUCCUUCAAACUGGCUGUUUAUUGACACUCUCCCUCUGGCUCGUGAAGCGAUGAAGAAAUAUGGAGGAGGAUCAAAAGUAAAAUUGCAAGCCAUGGGGGAACACUACAAGAUCCCAUUAGAUGGGAGUGCACAUAGAGCGAUGUCAGACGUGAACUUGUUGACAUUGGUUUUCCAAACCCUGAGUUUUGAGCUGAAACUCACGUUAUCUGAGCUUGUUGGACAGCAUUCAGUUUGGUUCUCAGAAGUAGGCAAUUCAAAAAAGAAGAAGAACAAUUCAUCUAAAUUGUGAAUUGUAAAUUGUAUUUUGUAAUACAAUCAAGCAUUGUUGUUGUAGCGUUAUACUCCAGCAGUCACUUUUUGCCCUUCUGGGGGUACCCACUACCCACUAGCCUAGGAGUAACAUUUGUUGUAAUUACACAAUUCAAGGAUUGAAUCCUUUGACUAGAUGAUUUCGCCCUCUACAAAAUAUAUAUAAUUAUAAUUUAAUCAA
Ipomoea triloba (trilobed morning glory) is the source of this 1451-nucleotide messenger RNA. Its product is annotated as exonuclease DPD1, chloroplastic/mitochondrial. Gene Ontology annotation, cellular component: cytoplasm. Gene Ontology annotation, biological process: DNA catabolic process. NCBI's taxonomy places the organism in Eukaryota, Viridiplantae, Streptophyta, Magnoliopsida, Solanales, Convolvulaceae. The record is from RefSeq and is a predicted model, not a curated record. The transcript has 4 exons. Gene Ontology annotation, molecular function: 3'-5'-DNA exonuclease activity; nucleic acid binding. Bases 246 to 1250 code for a protein of 334 amino acids.